AUGACUUCGAUUGGUACAGGAUAUGAUUUAUCUGUUUCAACCUAUUCUCCCGAUGGACGCGUUUUCCAAGUAGAGUAUGCAAAUAAAGCAGUUGACAAUAGUGGUACUGCCAUUGGUCUUCGUGUAAAGGAUGGUAUUGUUUUAGCAGUUGAAAAGCUUGUUCAAUCAAAGCUUCUUGUUGAAGGUGCUAAUCGUCGUAUUCAAAGUGCAGAUCUUCAUAUUGGCAUUGCUACUGCUGGUUUAUUAGCUGAUGGUAGACAUCUUGUUAAUAGAGCUCGUGAUGAAGCUCAAUCUUGGAGAGAUAUUUAUAGACAACCUAUUCCUGGAAAGACAAUUGCAGAUCGUUUAGGACAAUAUGUUUCUGCCUAUACUUUAUAUUCAAGUGUUCGUCCUUUUGGUACAAGCACUAUUGUUGGUACAAUGACUGAAAAGGAAGGACCCUCUUUAUAUAUGAUUGAACCAUCUGGUGUUUAUUGGGGCUAUCGAGGAUGUGCUAUAGGUAAAGGCAAAUCUGUUGCAAAGACAGAAAUCGAAAAACUUGAUUUAGAAAAUAUGACUGUUCGUGAGGCUAUCAAUCAUAUUACUCGAAUUAUUUAUACAUGUCAUGAUGAUGCAAAGGAUAAGGACUUUGAAUUAGAAUUAAGUUGGAUUUGUGCAGAAUCAAAAUAUAAACAUCAGUUUGUACCAAAGGAUAUUAAGUUGGAAGCAGAAACAUUAGCAAAGGAAUCUUCAGAUGAUGAAAUGGAAGAUUAA
Molecule: messenger RNA, 753 nt
Organism: Cokeromyces recurvatus
Lineage: Eukaryota; Fungi; Mucoromycota; Mucoromycetes; Mucorales; Mucoraceae
Product: nucleophile aminohydrolase
Exons: 6
Coding region: 1-753 (250 amino acids)
Biological process (GO): ubiquitin-dependent protein catabolic process
Cellular component (GO): proteasome core complex; proteasome core complex, alpha-subunit complex; nucleus
Source: RefSeq, a predicted model, not a curated record